This is a messenger RNA of Funneliformis caledonium, 307 nucleotides long. NCBI's taxonomy places the organism in Eukaryota, Fungi, Glomeromycota, Glomeromycetes, Glomerales, Glomeraceae. The record is from the annotation of a GenBank genome assembly.
GAAAUUAGAAAUCCUGCUUUCAAUAACGCGUUGUCCCCAGACAUUGUUGGGGAAACUACAUUUGAACUUUUCAAUUUCACGCAACAAAAUUUAAAUAGACCGAUUGAUAUAUUCGAAAUUAUGCAACGUACCACAAUCGAAGUGCUUGGAAAUUUGGCAUUUGGAUAUCAAUUUGUGCUUGAAAUCCAAAAUUCUUCAAAGCUUAAUGAAUUUAAUGACAUUAUUAAGGCAAAGAGAAAUGAAAUUGAAAAUAAGAAAGUUUCCAAUGAUGUUAAUUCUGAAAAUGGUCGGAUUGACCUGCUAACAG